Clupea harengus (Atlantic herring) is the source of this 4935-nucleotide messenger RNA. It is a transcript of the gene exoc4, whose product is annotated as exocyst complex component 4. Gene Ontology annotation, cellular component: exocyst; synapse; growth cone membrane. The record is from RefSeq and is a predicted model, not a curated record. NCBI's taxonomy places the organism in Eukaryota, Metazoa, Chordata, Actinopteri, Clupeiformes, Clupeidae. Gene Ontology annotation, biological process: exocytosis; Golgi to plasma membrane transport; chemical synaptic transmission.
AUUGGCUUCUGGUAGCCAAAGCUUAGGCUGUCACCUUGUUUGGGUGUUGUAGCGGAAAAAUGGCAACCGAGACAGGAAGAUACAGAAGCACAGUUUCUAAAGCCAAAGAUCCCUCCAGUUUACUCAUUUCUGUCAUAAGAACACUGUCCAGCAGUGAUGAUGUGCAGGACAGAGAGACGGAGAAGAGUCGCCUGGAGGAGGCAUAUGAGAAAUGUGACCGGGAAUUGGAUGAGAAGAUUGUGCGCCACUAUACAGAGCUGACCACGGCAAUUCGCACCUACCAAAGCAUAACAGAGCGAAUCACCAUCUCUCGCAAUAAGAUCAAACAGGUGAAGGAGAACUUGUUGUCCUGUAAGAUGCUGCUGCACUGCAAGCGAGAUGAGCUGCGGAAGCUGUGGAUCGAGGGCAUCGAGCACAAGCACGUGCUCGACCUGCUGGACGAGAUCGAGAACAUCAAGCAGGUGCCCCAGAAGCUGGAGGCCUUCAUGGCCAGCAAGCACUACCUGCACGCCACUGACAUGCUGGUGUCUGCCGUGGACUCCCUGGAGGGCCCGCUGCUGCAGGUGGAGGGCCUGAGCGACCUGCGUCUGGAGCUGCACAUGCGCAAGCUCAACAUCCACCUGGUGCUGAUUGACGAGCUGCACCGCCACCUCUACAUCAAGUCCACCAGCCGCGUGGGCCACAAGAACAAGGACAAGGCGCGCACUGCUGGAUCUGCUACCAAAGACACGUCUAUUUUGGAUGUCAGCACCCUGUCCACCCCACGCAAGCUCACCGACACAUCCCAGUUCAGCACUCCAGGGAGCUCCAGCAUGCGGGAGCAGCAGGACAUCCGCGAGGAUCUGGACGUGGACCCGGAGGAGAACAGCGCCGAGUUCAUGGGCAUCCUCAUCAAGGCCCUGGCCAAGCUGAAGAAGAUUCCCGAGGCGGUGAAGGCCAUCAUGGAGCGCCUGGAGCCCGAGCUCAAGCAGAUCCUCAAGAGGUCCACCACCCAGAUCGCCGACCACGCCUACCAGAGAGGAGAGACCCUGGCCCAGGACAACCCGCCAAGGCUGCUGCUGGAACUGCUGGAGCUGCUCUUCGACAAGUUCAAUGCGGUGGCUGCGGCUCACAGUGUGGUGUUGGGCCACCUCCAGCACAUCGUAGCUGCCAGCGGGGGCUCCCAGGAGGGCAUCAAGCUGUACGAGCAGGCCGACGUCUCUGCCAAGAUACAGACCGUGCUGCAGGUGCUGCUGAUGGACUACCUGGACGUGAAGAACAGCCGCAGCGCUGCAGAGCCCUCUGCCCAGCUCUCCUACACCAGUGCCGCCAGCGACUUCGGGGCCUUCUUCGCCAAGAAGAAACCGCUGCGGCCCAAACAGUCCCUCUUUAAGUUUGAGUCCUCCUCCCAUGCCAUCAGCAUGAGCGCCUACCUGCGGGAGCAGAGGAGAGAGCUGUACAGCAAGAGUGGAGAGCUGCAGGGUGGUGCCGAUGAUAACCUGAUCGAAGGUGGAGAGACCAAGUUCCUGUGCAAACCUGGUGCCAGAAACAUCACUGUCAUAUUCCAGCCUCUGCUCAGGUUCAUCCAGGAGGUGGAGCAGAAUAUGGGCCCUGGUGGCCAGACCAAGCAGUGCCAGCUCCGCACCUUCCUCACCUACUACAUCAACGACCUCUUCCUCAACCAGGUGCGCACCGAGAUCAACAAGGAGAUUGAGACAGUCACCAAGGUGGCCGACCCGCUCAAGAUCCUGGCCAGCGCCGACACCAUGAAGCUUCUGGGCGUCCAGCGGCCGGUGCUGCAGAGCACAGUGAUUGUGGAGAAGUCCAUUCAGGACCUGAUGUGCCUGAUGCAGGACCUGAGCGCCUACUCCAACCAGUUCCUGGAGAUGGUGUGUGACAAACUGAAGGAAUACAAGGAGAUCUGUAACACGGCCUACAGGGGUAUAGUCCAGUGUGAGGAGAAGCUGACCAUCAGUGCCUCCUGGUCCAAGGAUGAGGACAUCAGCCGCCUGCUGCAGUCUCUGCCCAACUGGACCAGCAUGACUCAGCCCAGACAGCUGAGACAGAAGAGGGAGGACGAGGAGGAUUUCACCAGGGCUGCCUUUGCCAAGGAGUCGGAGGUGUUGACGGGUAACCUGGGCGACAAGCUGAUCCCGCAGAACGAGAUCCUGCGCGACGUGAGUGACCUGAAGGCGCUGGCCAACCUGCAGGAGAGCAUGGAGUGGCUGGCGGCACGCCUCAAGGGUUUCUUCUCCAGCCUGCCACCUGCCUCCAACGUUUCCCCGGGCUCUCAGGACGUGCAGACGAGCAGCGAGAACACGCGCAGCCGUGAGCAGAUCCUGCAGACGCUGGCCGACCUCUCGCGGGGCUUCCAGGACAUCGCCGACCGCUGCCUGCUGGCCUUGCACCUUGAAGUCAGAGUGCACUGUUUCCAUUACCUCAUUCCCCUGGCCAAGCAGGGCAACUAUGCCAUCGUGGCCAAUGUGGAGAGCAUGGACUAUGACCCGCUGGUGGUCAAGCUCAACAAGGACAUCAGCGCCAUUGAGGAGGUGAUGGGAGCCAGCCUGCAGCAGCACAAGUUCCAGUACAUCUUUGAGGGCCUUGGGCAUCUCAUCUCCUGCAUCCUCAUCAACGGGGCGCAGUACUUCAAGCGCAUCAGCGAGUCGGGUAUCAAGAAGAUGUGCCGCAACAUCUUCGCCCUCCAGCAGAACCUCACCAACAUCACUAUGUCACGCGAGGCAGACCUGGACUUUGCCAGGCAGUACUACGAAAUUCUGUACAACACGCCGGACGAGCUGCUGAACCUGGUGGUGGACCAGGGCGUGCGCUACACCGAGCUGGAGUACACCAACGCACUGAGCUUGCUGCACCGCAGCCAGACGGGCGUUGGCGACCUCACCGUGCAGAACGUGCGUCUGCAGCGCCUCAAGGAGCUCAUCUGCGAGCAGGCGGCCAUCAAGCAGGCCACUAAAGACAAGAAGAUCACCACCGUCUGAGGAGAGGAGAGGAGAGGAGGGGUGGAAGAACCACAGAGAAUAGACUGAUAGAUUAAUAGAUGGACUGAUAGGUGAAUAGAUGGACGGCGGAAUGGGAUGUGUCUGUAAUGCUUUAAUCUAACCCUCAAAACACACACAUACAGACUUAAUGCUUUAACAGUGUCAGCAAGUUACUGAAACUCCGUCUCUAUCUUUAUAUCUUCUUUUUUUUUUUUUUUUUUACUUUCACAGCUACAUCAUCCUGUUAAUGCCUUUUCAUGUGGUUUCCUGACUUUGGGUGUUUGUUUGUUCUUACAGUUUAUUUAUGCAUUAACGCAAUGAACCGGAAAGUUACUUCCCCAACUGAUGGGUAUCUAGUGAUUUGUACUGCAAGCACCUGACAUUUCCUUAAUAAGAAGGCCUAGAGAAAUAGACACACACGCACACGCACACGCACACUAACUAGAUAAAUCCUUAGAUCAUGCUCUGCUGGACCUGGCUUCACUUUGUAGUGCUCGGGGACUGUAUGGCUCCGGCUUGGGGCCAUUUUCAUCUCAUUUUCUCUGUAAUAUCAGAGCGCAGCGCGGCCAUGCCGUUUCCUCCUCAGCGUUUCCCAGCCGGCCCUGCAGGCCCGUGCCCGGAAUUGCCAAUGCCAGAUUAGAACCAUUUGAAUUAUUAUCGGGCGAAUAGUAUCGUGUGGCCUCGCAUUUUUGUUGAUUCACUCCGCUCCCUGGAGACCAGGAUAUGGAAAUCGCCACACGCUCAUUUAGCCACAGAUUCUUUAGUUUUUUUUAUUUUCUUGUUCAUAUUCUUUUACUACUUUGUUUCCCGCAAUUUCUUAAUCUUCUUUAUUUCAGCCUGUAGUUUCCAGUUGAAGAAGGUGGGGUGGGGGCGGAGAGUAGAUUUCAGUGCUGACCAUUGCAGCAUAGAGACUCAUUUGGAAUGCAAGAGCCAGCCUCGAUGCAGUGUAAACACAGUUCAUACAAGGAUGGUAUUACAAAAUGGAUGCUCGCUAUCCACCUAUGACUGUAAUUUGGGUCCUCUCUUAAAAGCCACUGCGUUCCCUCGCUUAAGCAAAUGCUAACGCUAAUGCACAUACUCCAGCACAGAGCCACAAAUGAUUUGUCUGUUAUGCUCCCUUGGCAUUUUUAGUUAAUUAAGUGUGUGGAGAAAAGUACUUAACAAAAGACAGAAAAAAGGGAAGAGGGGAAAGAAAGAGAGCCUUGUCAGGAGAAGGGAGAAAGAAGUGAAAAGCACGAGGCACGAGGCAGGGAUGCUCUUCCCAGAAAGUGCCGGAACGAUCCAUCAUAAUGACUCAGCCCCGAAAUCAAUGAGGGAGCAAAGGCAGCCACAGGGAUUAACAUGAGGCAAACAAUCUUUCAUUUAUGUUGCUGAUCUAAAUCUUAAGGAGAGCCUUUCACUGCUGUCAAGCCAGGUUGAGGGUUUUUUUUUUUGGGGGGGGGGGGGGGGGGGGGGGUCAAAGGGCAGGAAGAGACAAGUGAGGUGUGACCAGAGGUAUGACAGUGCCAAGCCUGACUGAGAGCCUGCACAUGAGCGGCCUCACUGGAGAAAGGGAGAAUAGGAAAAGAGAGAAGGGGGUUGUAAGGGUGUUUGUUCCCACACAGCUCAUGUGUCAGCAAAGGCUUUUGUUUUGUUCUGGUUAUAUUCUUUCAGUUUUUGUUGCUCUUUUGUAAACAUUACCUAUGGAACCACGUUUUGUUUUGCACAACACUAAUUAGGACACCUGUUGAAUUGCUUUUUGCAUAUGAAUGUACUUCUUGUGUGCCUGCAUGGCAUAGGAUUAAUUAAAAAUGAUAUUUCGAACCUUAAAAUGUACAUUAAAAAUCUUGGAUGAGAUGAUCUAAAUAGCACUCUGUGCAUCCCAGGCCUAUAAACAUUUAAUUCUCGAUGUUACUGAUUUGCCAAUCCAUGUUUGUGUAAAAGAAAAAGUAAAAACAGCAACAAUAAACAAUUGAGAUGA